AGACCUUGUUUACAUUUUAUAAGACACAUGUGGAUCCACGUUCCUUAUUUUAUUAUAGGUCGAGUUUAGCAUAGAGUUCUCAUUGUUAUGCUUGGUAUUUCUUUCUUACAUGCUCAUGCUUUAUUUGGAGAUUAUGUGCAAGAUAAAGUCCUUCCAAUUUCUGCCUAAACUUGUGCUUGUUAAUGGUUGGUGGAAAUUUUUGUAUUGGGGCUUAAGUCUAGGAAUUAACUGCAAGAUGGGGACAAAAUUCAAUAGAUUUUGUAUAUGGGAACUGAGUUCAAUAGAUUUUGCUAGUGAACUUGGACCAUGGAGCUCUGCAAAAUUCAUAGCAGAAUGAAAGUCAAGAAAGGAGAGAAAAGGGAACGGGCCAUCUUUCUUUUCAUUUCAGCAUAUCCAGUAAGAAUAAGAAUUAAAGUCAAAGAGGUGAAUGGCAAAAUAAAUAACUAUGGCUCAGACAAAAGAAAAUUGGGGAGGAAAAGAUAUGUAAUGAAAGAAGAAUGAUAGUUUAAAAAAAGAAAUGAAUAUUGUAGGCCAGCAGUCAGUCAGUUCACAGUUCUCUUCUUGACAUGUUGGGUUCCACUGUGAUUAGGCUGUUUCUAGGUUCCAUUAUUGCAGGUGAUGCCAUGGAAAUAUUGGCAGGAUUUGCACAUGUAAUGGAAGGGACUUACACACCAUGACAUGUUACGGAGAGAGAGAUGCUUAGUGAGAAAGCUGGCAAUGUUGAUGUGUUACAACAAUUUAGUAAGAGAGAGAGAGAAAGAGGGUUUCUGGAGGGGUAAUGUCCCAGCCUUGCUUAUGGUGAUGCCGUACACGGCAAUACAAUUUACAGUUCUGCACAAAUUGAAGUCAUUUGUUUCUGGUUCAUCCAAGUCAGGAGACCAUAUCAAUAUAAGUCCGUAUCUUUCAUAUGUAAGUGGGGCAUUAGCGGGAUGUGCAGCUACUGUUGGAUCCUAUCCAUUCGAUCUUAUAAGAACCCUUUUAGCUUCACAAGGGGAGCCAAAGGUUUAUCCUAAUAUGAGGGCUGCAGUCUCUGGUAUACUUGAAAGACGUGGUUUUCGAGGGCUGUAUGCUGGACUGACGCCCACCCUGAUCGAAAUAGUUCCUUACGCUGGAUUGCAGUUUGGGACAUAUGAUACAUUCAAACGUUGGACCAUGGUUUGGAAUCAGUACAGAUCAGGUUAUGAUAUGGGAGCCGAUGAUUCUCUCUCAAGCUUCCAGCUUUUCCUUUGUGGAUUGGCUGCUGGCACUUGUGCUAAAGCUGUAUGCCAUCCACUCGAUGUGGUGAAGAAGAGGUUUCAGGUCGAAGGGCUGCAACGUGAUCCAAGAUAUGGAGCUCGAGUGGAGCACCGUGCUUACAGAAACAUGUACGAUGCCCUACGCCAGAUUUUGCAUAAAGAGGGCUGGCCGGGUCUAUACAAGGGCAUCACACCAUCAAUUGUCAAAGCUGCGCCAGCAGGUGCUGUAACCUUUGUUGCGUACGAGCUCACGUCGGAUUGGUUAGAGACCCUUUUGACUUGAAUCUGUCUCUUCUUUCACCUUUCUCUUCUUCAACCAUUCAUUCCUUUUGCAUUAGAGCAAUUUUGUUACAGUUAAUCUUGAUAUGUCCCCUCAAAAUUGAGGGGUACCACCUGCAUAUUGUUUUGUACUAGGAAUAAUCCAUAGGCAUAGAUAUAGUCAAAACAGCAGAAAGUCAGUGAUGUUAUAGAUUUUAAUGAAACAACGUUUUGACUAUAUUACUAUUACUCUUGUAAUGAUCAUUUUGCUUCUCUAGAGUCUUGGAA
Messenger RNA from Salvia hispanica, 1781 nucleotides. RefSeq names its product mitochondrial thiamine diphosphate carrier 2-like. NCBI's taxonomy places the organism in Eukaryota, Viridiplantae, Streptophyta, Magnoliopsida, Lamiales, Lamiaceae. The record is from RefSeq and is a predicted model, not a curated record. Gene Ontology annotation, biological process: transmembrane transport.